GAGUAUGAUGAGUACAUGUCACCGUUUUAUACUCAUAUUUAUGUACUUUUAAGAAAACUAUUGCAAUGACUGCUGUUCAGGAAUCUUCGUGUAGGCUUUGCCUUAAAAUUAUAACCGAUAAAAGUUUUGAAGUAAUUGACAACGCAGUUAGAGGUAUUCUAGACGCUCUUUGGCUAAAAUUGUUAAAGUUGUAUAUUUUUCAGAGAAUUGACAGCCAAAGCAGAGAGGUAAUAUGUAAUUAUUGCAGAACAAACUUGAAUGCAGCGUUAGAAUUUAAGUCAACCUGUAUGAAGACCGAUAACACAAUUAAUUCGUAUGUGGAUCGCGAGAAAAUGUUAGAACUGAACUUAAUAGAAGUUUAUAUGAAGGAGAAGGGAAGCGAGCAGUCAACGGGUAUCUCAUACGAUCAAAAAGUAUGUCGGUUGUGUAUGCAGCUAGAGCAAAGUGAAUUUAAAUGCAUUGGUGAAGAGGAACUCGAAGCUAUUCAGACAGUCAUCCCCGAAAUCAAUAUCGCCAUCGUCAAAGAUCCUGUUCUAUGUAAACCCUGCUUUGACUCUCUGUGCGCUCACAGUGCUUUUCUGGCACAUUGUUUAGAAGUAGAGGAAAAUAUCAAAGACACUCUUGAGAGUUCGGCUACAGAGAGUCAAACAGACACGUCACCUUCCGAUUUAUUCAUUAAAACUGAAGGCCUGACCGAGGAAUCAGAAAUUAACAAAGUUGAAAUGUUAAUCAAAGCCGAGUGCGUCGAUAUAAAAUCGGAAGAAGAUGAACGAAGAGAUCCCAUGCUGUUUCACUCGAAAAACGAAAUAUUCGAUGCAGAGGAUAAUGGAUUUGAAGUUUUGUGGAAACACAAGAUUAAAUCUAUGAACGAGUGUGGUACAAAAACAAGACAGGAGAGCACUUUGAGCAACAAUUGUGGUAAAGGUGUUUAUGAAGCUGAAAGUAUGGCCCAUUAUACGACACAUGAGAACGCCUCGGAAAUGUGUAAAUGCGAAACUUACGAAUACGUAACUGAAAAUAAGAGUUCAGAGGUUCUAACCUACCCGUGCAUCUACUGCGAUUAUAAAACUAAACAGAAGUGGGCCCUGGUGAGUCACAUGCUGAAACAUAAGGACCCCCUGCAGGUGUCGAUGUACAAGUGCGACAUUUGCGAUUACAAAUCGAAAUACAAGAGCAACGUGACGUACCAUCAGAAAACGCACAAGGAUUCCUCGCAGGUCGUAAUGUACAAGUGCAACGACUGCGACUAUCAAACUAGGCACAAGACAAGCAUCAAAGGCCACCAACUGAUCCACAAGGACCGUUCCCAGGUGCCGUGGUACAAGUGCGACCAGUGCGAGUACGAAUCGAUAUAUAAGAGGAACGUUGCCACUCAUCAGUUGAUACACAAGGAUCCGUCCGAGGUCAAAAUGUACCAGUGCAAAGACUGCGAUUACAAAGCUAAACGUAAGUCGUCUCUUGUACGACACGCGUUGAGGCAUAAGGAUUCUUCGCAGGUCUCGAUGUAUAAGUGCGACGUUUGCGACUACGAAUCGAGGUAUAAGAACCGUCUGACUUACCAUCAUUUGUCGCACAAAGACUCUUCGCAGGUACAAAUGUACAAGUGUAACGACUGCGAUUAUAAGACGAAGCGCAAGAGUAAUAUGAAAACUCACUUGUUGAUCCAUAAAGACCGUUCACAGGUGCCGAGGUACAAGUGUGACGACUGCGACUACGAAUCCAUAUACAAGAGAAAUUUCAAUUUUCACCUCCUGACGCACAAAGAUCCGUCCAGGGAUCGAACGUUCCGGUGCGACGAGUGCGAUUUCGAAACGAAGCAUAAGAGUUCUUUCAAGAGGCACCAGUUGAGGCACAAGAAACGUACGUCGGCGGAUGUGAUUGUGCCAGAUGGAUAGACCACGACGAAUUGAUUUAGGUGCUCUGUGCUCUUUUUUCGAGUUCAGUGGUACAAACCGAUUCCUAUUUUAGAUCGUCUGCAUAAAAAAAGUCUAAAAGAACUAAUUUCAUCAUUUUAGUCGUUAAGUUAUAAAGCAGAGCUGAAGGGGUCCAAGCGUGGGACCUUGGGGAACACCCGAUGCACAAACACGACGAAACUAGAUAAAUAUUCUGACCAAAGACCCCUCGGUUAUAUGGGUAAUUAUUUACUAUAGCAUAAAAUACGCAAAUCGUCACAAAAAUUUUGCCGUCACCUUAGUUUGGAGGGUGCUGAACACAGAUCUGAAGUUAUUUUUGUGCGGUUGUUUCGAGAAAAACAAUUUUCAAAAUUCUGACUUGGACAUUUCACAGAACGCUACUAUCGAAAUAAAUUAAAUAGGCCCCUGAGUUUGGAAAUCGAUAUUAAGAAAACGUAACGGCGAAAAAAUUU
Messenger RNA from Anoplophora glabripennis (Asian longhorned beetle), 2365 nucleotides. Its product is annotated as zinc finger protein 91-like. NCBI's taxonomy places the organism in Eukaryota, Metazoa, Arthropoda, Insecta, Coleoptera, Cerambycidae. Gene Ontology annotation, cellular component: nucleus. Gene Ontology annotation, biological process: regulation of transcription by RNA polymerase II. The record is from RefSeq and is a predicted model, not a curated record. Gene Ontology annotation, molecular function: zinc ion binding; RNA polymerase II transcription regulatory region sequence-specific DNA binding; DNA-binding transcription factor activity, RNA polymerase II-specific. The coding region runs from base 66 to 1895 and encodes 609 amino acids. The transcript is spliced from 4 exons.